UCACUGUCAAAAUAUCAAAAUAUUCAGAGUUCCGAUUACAAUUUCACAAAAAUAAAAGCCGUAAAAUGGCUGAGGCUUGUCAAAUAGUUCGAAAACAAGAUUUACCUCCUCCUGGAGGAUACAGACCUAUUCCAUUUAAAAGGAUACCCGCCAAAUCAUAUUUUAGUGGCUUUACAUGGAUUGCUGGUUACAUUGGUAUGACCACCGUGUCUGCUUAUCUUUAUUAUUUAAAUUGCAAAAAAGUUAAAAAAGCUAAAAUCGAAAUGAGAUCUGCAAAGAUGGCAAUAUACCCAAUGUUGGUAGCAGAAAGGGACCGGGAGUAUAUGAAGCAAUUGCGUAGAAACCGAGAUGCUGAAGCAGAGCUUAUGCGUAAUGUUCCUGGAUGGGAGGUUGGAACUUACUAUGGUGAGCGCGUGUAUAAGUUAGUGCCACCAGAUGCACUGGUUCAGCCAAUAUUCCAUGAAUUCUAUGCUCACUCUGACCCAUCUGACUGGGUUGACAGAACCGAAUUGAAGUUGUGGUCUUAAAUCUGUGAGUAAUCUUUUGAACUGUGAGCAAGUGACUUUGCUAUACUAAUUAUUGUAGUUAAUUAAUAAAGGUAAUGAUGAAACACUAAAA
Messenger RNA from Pieris rapae (cabbage white), 618 nucleotides. It is a transcript of the gene ND-B16.6, whose product is annotated as NADH dehydrogenase [ubiquinone] 1 alpha subcomplex subunit 13. The transcript is spliced from 3 exons. The coding region runs from base 66 to 527 and encodes 153 amino acids. The record is from RefSeq and is a predicted model, not a curated record. Lineage: Eukaryota; Metazoa; Arthropoda; Insecta; Lepidoptera; Pieridae.